ACACCAAUUUCCUCCAAUCCAAUCAACCCUAAAAACCCCAUUUUUCUCUAGUGUCGGUGAUCCACUUCAUUUUCAAACACCAUAAAAAAAAUCCCAACCAAUUCACACCAUUGUUGAAUCCUUCAAAAAAAACCGCAACAAUGUCAUCAUCAACCAAGCCACCGCACUACGCCACAAGCGGUUUGGUGAUAGGUUACGCUCUCUGUUCAAGCUUGUUAGCGAUAAUCAACAAAUACGCCAUCACUCAAUUCAACUACCCUGGUCUCUUAACCGCUUUACAGUACCUCACUUCAGCUCUCGGCGUUUACCUUUUCGGAAAAUUAGGGUUUCUUCAUCACGAUCCUUUCACCAUUCCGAUCGCCAAGAAAUUCUUCCCUGCCGCACUCGUUUUCUUCCUCGCUAUCUUCACCAACACGAAUCUACUCCGUCACGCUAACGUUGAUACCUUCAUUGUUUUCAGAUCUCUUACCCCUCUUCUUGUUGCUCUCGCUGAUACCGCUUUUCGAGGUCAACCUUCGCCUUCUAACCUUACUUUUUUCUCGCUUGUUGUUAUUCUUGCUGGUGCCGUUGGUUAUGUUGCUACCGAUUCGGGUUUUACUCUUACCGCUUAUUCAUGGGCUUUUGCUUAUUUGGUUACGAUUACUACUGAGAUGGUUUAUAUCAAGCAUAUGGUUAUGAGUCUUGGGUUGAAUACUUGGGGUUUUGUUCUUUAUAACAAUGUCUUGUCUUUAAUGAUUGCUCCUUUCUUUUGGUUUCUAACUGGAGAGAAUUUUGAGGUUUCGAAUGCGAUUAAUUCGAGUACCGGGAGUUUGUUUGAGAUGAAUGCGUUUCUUGCGGUUUCUUUGUCUUGUGUGUUUGGUUUGCUUAUCAGUUUCUUUGGAUUUGCUGCGAGAAAAGCGGUUUCGGCUACUGCUUUUACGGUUACUGGGGUUGUGAAUAAGUUUCUCACGGUGGCUAUUAAUGUGACGAUUUGGGAUAAGCAUGCUAGUCCUGCUGGUCUGGUUUGUUUGCUUUUUACUAUAAUUGGGGGAGUUCUUUAUCAGCAAUCGGUUACUGGGAAUGGUUCGCAACAACGGGAUGCGGUGGUGGUGACUAAGCAGAGUGAUAUUGAAAGUAAUCUUGUUGGUGAUGGUGAUUUGGAAGAUGAGAGUGAAGUAAAGGGUAAACUUGCUUCUUUAUGAGUAUUUUGUGUUGUUAUUUGUUUUUAGUUUAGUACUUGACUUGGUGUUUAAGCUGUAAUGAACUAUGAAUGUUGUCUUUUAUUAACAACAUUCGGAAAAUUUUAUAUAGCUUGAGGUAUUAUUUUCA
Molecule: messenger RNA, 1308 nt
Organism: Lathyrus oleraceus (garden pea)
Lineage: Eukaryota; Viridiplantae; Streptophyta; Magnoliopsida; Fabales; Fabaceae
Product: GDP-fucose transporter 1
Exons: 1
Coding region: 141-1181 (346 amino acids)
Source: RefSeq, a predicted model, not a curated record